AUGAAGAACGGGGACGAAACAGAUGUGCAGAUUCCUUGUCUGUCCGGAAUAUUGGAUCUUCAGCAAGUUUGUCAACGGGAGAAUGUCAAAUUCUCGUCAGAAACCAACCGAUAUUUGGUUUAUUUAAUGCUGAAGAAGGUCGGCCCUUUGAUGGCAUCGAAGCUUUUGGAUAGACUAAUGUACAGUGGAGAGGUCCUUUGGGACAAGAAUGAAAACUAUGAGGUGGAUGCGAUUUUAGACCAUACAAUAGAUGCUAAUGUUACUUAUUACUACAUAAAGUGGAAAGGUUGGAGCAAUGAAUUUAACACUUGGGAACCGGAAGACAAUCUUGAGUGUCAUGAAUUGAUCACAGCGUAUCACAGAAAGCGAAGUCAGAAGUCGUCCAAGCGAUUGACCAUGGACAGUGAGGAAGAGGUGACGAGCAAACGCAAGAGGGUAGAGGAGCUUUUUGACAAGCUGUUCAAAUCGCCUGUCCAUGAAAAGAUCACGCCAAUGCAGAUCAUGUCCCUGUCAACAGUCAAGCAUGGCGGCACAAACAAGAUCAUCAAGGGUCUAAUGACAUGCAAAGACCGUAAACCACGACGCAUCCGUCCCAACAAUUACAACAACACAAAGAGUAAAUGUUACAAACAGACAAAGCACCUUGUGCAGGUAGCUCUCAAAGAGUGGCAGGAUAAGCUGAAUGCUGUCUGUGCUGAUCCUGCUCCCAUAUGUGUGGAGAACACUGUUGACCUGGAAGGUCCUCCUGAAAACUUUGUAUAUAUCAAUGACUAUAAAGCUAUGGAUGGGAUUGAGAUUCCUCAGGACCCCCUUGUGGGUUGUGAAUGCACUGACUGUUAUAGUGAGCGCAAAUCAUGUUGUCCUGCAAACUGUGGCACAGAAUUUGCUUUUUACCGUGGCAAGCGCUUGAGAGUAUCUCGUGGGGUCCCCAUUUAUGAAUGUAACAAACGAUGCAAAUGUGGGCCAGAAUGCCCAAACCGUGUUGUACAACAAGGGCGCAAGUUUAAGGUUUCUGUCUUUCGAACAUCUAAUGGCCGUGGAUGGGGAGUAAAGACUCUUCAAAAUAUUAAACGAGGAUCUUUUGUCAUGGAGUAUGUGGGAGAGGUGAUCACAAAUGAAGAAGCUGAGAGAAGGGGUAAACGCUAUGAUGCUGAAGGUAGAACUUACCUGUUUGAUUUAGAUUACAAUGAUGGUGACUGUCCAUUUACUGUUGAUGCUGGUUAUUAUGGAAAUGUCUCGCAUUUUGUUAACCAUUCUUGUGAUCCAAAUUUGGAAGUAUUUGGUGUGUGGAUCAACACCUUGGAUCCUCGUCUACCCAGGAUAGCUUUAUUUGCCAAAAGAGACAUUGCCCGAGGAGAAGAGCUCACUUUUGAUUACAUGAUGACUGUUGAUGCUCACCAAUCAGCUUUCAACAAUGCUUCCUCAUCAUCUUCUUCAUCAUCAUCAUCAUCAUCAUCAUCAGCUGCUGAGGCACCAUCACCCCGAGCAGCCACAAAGGAUGCAGAAGAUGAAGAGACAGAAUUGAGUGCACCAAGUCAAGAUCUGUCUCUUUCUUUCUUUUCUGCUCUAACACUGCCAAAAUUUUCUAUCCAUGCAGCUGAUCACCUCCCCCAUCUCUCAACAAUGUUUUGCCAAUUUUUAUUUCUCUCUCUCCCACUCUUUUUGACCCAACUCACCCCCAACUUCCGAAAAAUCCUUUCAUCACUUCAACCUUUUAAGGAUCUUUGA
This is a messenger RNA of Acanthosepion pharaonis, 1728 nucleotides long. Lineage: Eukaryota; Metazoa; Mollusca; Cephalopoda; Sepiida; Sepiidae. The record is from the annotation of a GenBank genome assembly.